Molecule: messenger RNA, 3951 nt
Organism: Cynoglossus semilaevis (tongue sole)
Lineage: Eukaryota; Metazoa; Chordata; Actinopteri; Pleuronectiformes; Cynoglossidae
Product: deubiquitinase DESI2
Exons: 6
Coding region: 707-1288 (193 amino acids)
Biological process (GO): protein deubiquitination
Molecular function (GO): deubiquitinase activity
Source: RefSeq, a predicted model, not a curated record
AGCAGCAGCAGCAGCAGCAGUAGUAGCAGCGGUAACACCGGCCAGUGAUGCUGCUGCUGCUAAUCCCGACUCCUCCUCCUCCUGUCGGCUGCAGUGAAGCAGCAUGGAUCCGUGAGUGUUCUCCGACAUCCCCUGCCUGAACACGGCCUCCAAGUCGGUCCUCCUCUUCCUCGUCUCAUUUCUACGCUAUAGGAGCCAUUAUCUCCACGAGUUUAAUCCACGCUGUUUGUAUUUCGAACCUGUUGUGGUUGAAUUUCUUUCCUCCUGCCCGUGCGUAAACGGUGGAGAUUGCUGGAGCCUGGACGCCGGGCCCUGGCUGCUCCUGCAGGGAUUCGAGACUUUUUGGUUUUCUUGACCUUUGUUGCCAUGGUGUUUCGGCUGCGAUACAUAACCAUCAGUUGAUCUCAGCUGUCCAGCCGUGUGUGUAUCUUUGACUUGGAGAGACAUUCAUUGUUCUUGGCUUUUACGCGCAAAUGUGUGAUCUCCUGUGGUGGAGGUGGAACAUGACCAGGAGCAGAAUCCUGACCACCAGCAGCGUGUGACCCCGUGACUUUUGCGGGGUGUGGAGCAGCUGCUAUAAUAAUAAUAAUAAUAAUAAUAAUAAUAACAACAACAACAAUAUCAACCAAAACGGAAUAAUAAAAAGCAACAACAAGAACAGUGGAGGGUGGAGACCUCGUUUGCCUUUUCAGCUCAGGUUUAAACCAUGGCCAAUGAACCUGUCAUCCUUAACGUGUAUGAUAUGUACUGGAUUAACGAAUACACUUCCAAUCUGGGAAUUGGAGUUUUUCACUCAGGCAUUGAGAUUUAUGGCAGAGAAUUUGCAUAUGGUGGUCACCCGUACCCUUUCAGCGGCAUUUUUGAAAUCAACCCAGGAAACGCUGCCGAACUGGGGGAGACCUUCAAAUUCAAAGAGGCCAUUGUUCUGGGCACCACAGACUUCACAGAGGAGGACAUAGAUAAAAUCAUGGAGGAGCUCGGUAAAGAAUUCAAAGGCAACGCCUACCAUCUGAUGCACAAGAACUGCAACCACUUCUCCUCCUCGCUCUCUGAGCUACUAUGUGGAAGGGAAAUCCCUCGCUGGGUGAACAGGCUGGCCUACUUCAGCUCCUGCAUCCCUUUCCUGCAGAGCUGCCUUCCCAAGGAGUGGCUGACCCCGGCCGCCCUGCAGAGCCACAUAAGUCUGGGCCUCCACAAAGAAGAUCAGAACGAGUCCAGCGACGAGGAUCCGUCGUCUGGUGGUGCAGCUUCGGGCUCGUCGCACAGCUGUCGCCACACGAGGGUCUGAACUGAACGUCAUUCCCUUUCAGAAAUCACACACUGACCUCCUCUGCAGUCACCCCUGCUGGUGACUCAAGUGUCUUUAGAAGGUUUGAACAACCACCUGACCUCAUGCUGUUGUUCCUCGGAUCAUAGAGGCAGGAGAAAUGGAGUCUCGUCUUGGUGAGGGGUCCUUCAGCCUUACAGCACAGACACCAGGUCUGUCUCUUCUACAUGUCACACUGAGACAGUCCAACUCUGAUCUGAGCUCUGCAGUGACGCUCAGACUCCAACAACGACCACUUGUAGAUCUAAAGUUUGUAGAAUGUUGUUAUUCCCAGUCUUUUUGCCAUGAACUUUUAAGCCUUUGUCAGCUUUGUUCCCUUCCCUGCCUUCAGAGCUGCUUUUGUAGAAUGACCUUAGAAACAACUCAAGCUGCAGUGAUGUUACCAGGGAAAAGGUGAAUUCCCUCAAUUCAAACAAGUUCUCGUUCAGUAACCUCUAUGUGGCCUUCUGUUGUCAUCUUAUGCAGCUUUAGUAGAUGCCAUUCUUGCAGGUUGGACGGUUAAUGGGGAGUUCACUGUCGGAUUGUUUCAGGCUUUGCAUGUUGAAAGAGUCUCAGAUCCCACAUUGUUUAAUAUGUCGGCAUUUAUUUCAUUUUUUUAACCAAAGUCUGGAUUAAAACUCAUAUUAAACCUUGAGCUUGAGAUAAGCUGCCAGUAUUACCAGUAAACUCACAGUUACAGUCAUCUGUCACUAUUUAAACAUCUCAGAGAGAAAGCUGCCACAGUGACUAUCAAGCUGACUCUGGGUACAGUGUGACCUUUGUCUAGCCUUUUUCUACCUGUAGGAGUCACAUGGUGUUUGCUAAUAAAAUAAUGGUGCGAAAUGUACGUUCAAACACAAAGAUCAUUUCUGGGAGAUACAGGUACAAUAGUUUGUUUCACCACUCACAUGGAAAAACUGCAGCUGUUCCAUAUCAACUUAAGUAUUAUUCAAUUAAAUUAUUCAUAUUAUAGCCAAAGAUUGUUGUUAUUAUUGUUAUAUAAAAAAUGGACUCUACCAUCCUGUUGCAAAAGUGAAGCAGCAAAAAUAAUUUUAAUUGGAGGGAUGAACUAGUUUCAGGUCGUAGGUGGAACAUCACGUUAAUCACUUUUGGCUUGUCCCUUUAUUAGGGGUCGCCUCAUUGAGAGUCCGCAGAAUGAAUUAGUAUCCCAUUUAGAGAUCAUAAAGCACAACUGAAGAUGCAGGGAUUCAGCAUUCAGGACAAAGUCUGAGACAAAGACAGGUCUUUACAGAACUAAAACCAUGCAUUUGGUAUUUAGCAGACAAUGUCAUUAACAUCAUUUUACCAGUGCUGCAUGUACUAAACUAGUGUUUUUAACCUUCUACAUGUAGAUCAUUUCUACAUCUGCUUGGUCCUGUACCUGGGUCCCGGUGCUAUGUUCAUUUCCCUUCACCAAUCACUUGGAAUGUCAUAUUAGACUGCAUAUAAUAUCUAAAAUUAGGAUCCUAUCAGAUGGUCCAGCUGUUAAUCACACACUGUGUAAACGCACUUCCAUUUUCCUGGAGUAGGUUUGUAAUUUACAACAUUGACAAUACCUUACGCUGGAGCAGCUUGAAAAUAGCAAACAGUCAACAGAAACCUUUUGAAAAUAUUUUCCAUAGACGCCUGGUUUCAUUUUUAAAAAACAAUUCUUAGGCUUCAGUUUUGCAACUAGAGGGCCGUGCCCAUUUCUUAUAUACGAUCUAUGAUAACAGAUCGACAUUUUGGGAAGUAUAUUUAUUCACUGUCUCUCAGAGAGUUAGAUCCAAAGAUCGAUAGCACUCUCAUGUCUAGGCAGUGACUACAGUGUAGCCGGUUAGCUUAGCUUAGCAUAAAGAAUGGAUGCAUGGGGAAAUGAUUAGUCUGACUCGGUCCAAAGGUAACAAAAUCUGCUUAUACCAGCACAAAGAAAAAUCAAUAAUUUACAUUUUCCAACGUUGUACAUCACUUUUCUCCUCCAACAGGAUGAGAUGAAAGGUAUUACUGAGAAUGCUGUUCAAUGCAUUUCUAUAAAACUAUAUUUGUUUUGUUUUUUUAUUUAUUUAAACUGUGAAUUAAAGCGUGACUUGUUUACAGUUGCAAAUCUUUGUAAAGACCUUUUUUGAAGUUUGAAUAUAUAACAUCAGAGGUUGUACAAUGCCAAGUUGUCAUUAAGGGAAUAUGCUGUAAUAAUGUCAUGGACUUCAUUGUAAUCAUUAUGGACUCAGCAUGCAUUAGGCUACUUCCCCUCUGAUGCCAACGAUGGUUGUGAUUACAACCAUAACGAUGACAAAUCAUUAUUUCAGCUUCUGUUGCCUGCUUUUGUUCCUUCACCAAAUUAGACCAUGCGUCAUUUCAGUGUGUUCCCUCUUCCCUCCCACUGUGACUCAAAGUGAAAAAUUGUCAUCUGAACUCUUCAUGUUCUAAAAUAAGCUAUACCCUUACUUAUUUUUAACAUUUUGACAUGUGCUGUGUUUGAGAUUCUCUGUUUUAGGGGGCUUUACAGUGACAAGCAUUCAUUGGCCAAAUGUUUCUGACAUUUUCUAUGGAACAGACAGGCAUUUUUUUUUCUAUUGUAUGUGUCAACCUCAACCUUGUAUUUCCUUUCUUCUAACCCAAGACGAUUUUAAGAAUGAUGAUAUAGUACUAGAAUAAAGAUAUGGGUA